Molecule: messenger RNA, 2355 nt
Organism: Mytilus trossulus (common blue mussel)
Lineage: Eukaryota; Metazoa; Mollusca; Bivalvia; Mytilida; Mytilidae
Product: putative amine oxidase [copper-containing]
Exons: 4
Coding region: 1-2355 (784 amino acids)
Biological process (GO): amine metabolic process
Cellular component (GO): plasma membrane
Molecular function (GO): quinone binding; copper ion binding; primary methylamine oxidase activity
Source: RefSeq, a predicted model, not a curated record
AUGUUAAAGAUAAUAUUGUUGCUAUUGUGGAUUGAUGGCAUAUUGAGCGAAAAUUUAAAUUCAAAUGGAAGGAAAUGUGACCAUCUAUUUUACAAAUGGAUGUCCAAGUCAGCAAAGAAAAACAUUCUAGUGUGUACUCGGAAAUCAAGAUUGUAUGGUAAUUUGAACUUGAGGGAAAGUAGUAAACCAUCUGUUUUUCGUGAUUUAACGAAAAAGGAAAUUGCAGGACUUCUUGAUUACCUUUAUAACCGUUCAGAUUUAAACCUUACAACCGCAGAUAAAACAACAAUCAAUUCAAACUAUAUUUUCAGUUCUGAAAUAUUUUUGCCACCGAAAAGAGACGUAUUGAAACAUUUAGAUACACAUUGUGUUCAGCCUAGACGUGAAGCCCGUGUUAUGAUUUUGCGAGGCGGUAUCUCCAAACCAGAUGUAAUAGAAAUUAUUGUGAGUCCUUUGCCAAACCCGACUGGUUAUCGGCAUGUUCCUUACCUACCAAAAUAUAUUCCAUUUAUUGAUCGUCCUAUUGACGUUUUUGAUUUCAAUCUCACGCCAUUGCUAGAAAAAAUUGAUAAAGUUGCAGGACAAAUACUCAAUGAAUUAUAUGGUGGUCGUUUAGUUAACUGCGGUGAUCGCUGUUUGGUUUUUAAUCUCAAUAACCAAUUGACAACUCCGUUAUCAGGAGUCAGGAAACGUUUGUGGUUUAGUUGGUUAUAUCAAUUUAAGGAAUAUUAUUUGUUAUGGCCCGUAGAUUUUGCAGUACUCCGAGAAGUAGAUAAUAACGGUAAUAAUACUAUAAUCAAGAUUUGGUUUGAUGGAUCAUUGUUUAAUAGCCUGGAAGAAAUAGUUGCAUACUACAAUACAUACAAGGAAUAUAUCAAUAAAAUUCCCUUUCCAACAAACGCAGAAAAUAAAGAUAAGUCUAUCAAUUCUAGAGGCGAACCAUCGUUUAAAAUACCUCUAAAAGACCCAUCACAAGUAUCCCCAGACGGUAUACGUUACAAUAUCGACGACAGACAUGUUUCAUAUUCGUACUGGGAAUUUGAUAUUGGGAUGUCGGUAUUCUACGGACCACGGCUAAAUGAUAUUCGCUACAAAAGUGACCGUAUUGCUUAUGAAAUAAGUCUCCAAGAACUAGCCAAUUUUUAUUCCGGAGAUAAGCCACAGGAACGUGUACUUUAUUUCUUAGACUCUAUGUUUAAGAUUGGUGCGUUGGCAAAAUAUUUACACCCUGGUGUUGAUUGUCCAAAUGAUGCCACGUUUAUAAGUUCUUCUUUUAAAGUUGACACACAAGAUAAACCUCUAACAAAUGAGCGUGCAUUCUGUAUAUUUGAGCACAAUACAGGAAUGCCACUCCGUCGCCAUAACGGUUACUUUCGAUAUAUCCAUCGAUUUUAUGAAGGAGUUGCAAAUGUAGUUUUGAUCGUCAGAACCAUUCCUACGAUUGGCAUUUAUGACUAUAUCAUAGAUUUUAUAUUUUAUCAAAAUGGCGCCAUAGAAGUUAAAAUAACACCAACUGGAAUAGUGACAAGCUCAUGGUAUAGCCAUGACAACCCGUACAGUUUUCAAGUUGAUAAAAAUCUGAUGUCGCCAUUACACCAACAUUUGUUUAAUUUCAAAAUGGACCUUGAUAUCAAAGGUACAAGCAACAGAUUUCAAACUGUCGACAUUGAACCGGAUGUUGUUGAAAACGUAUGUCACAAAAAUACAGGUUCUACAAUUGUUCAGACUAGAUUCAUAAAAAGAUUAAAACAGACGGAACUUCAGGCGGCUUACAAAUUCAACUUCGAUUAUCCGAAAGUACUAACUUUUGUCAACAAUAACAAAAAAGAUAAAUUUGGAAACUCUCCUGGUUACAAAUUGGUAAAUAAAGGGAUGACUAAGUUUAUAAGACCAUCAAAAGACGGAAAUAACCCAGCCGUGAGCUGGGCCCAGUACCAGCUUGCAGUCACAAAAUACAAGGACAGUGAGCCACAUUCCAGCUCAGUAUAUACCCACUCAGACAAUCCUGUAUUUUUCUUUCAGGAAUUUAUUGAUGACAAUGAAAAUAUUGUAGACAAGGAUCUAGUUGCAUGGGUAACGAUGGGUAUGCAUCAUGUUGUACAGAAGGAGGAUUUACCAGUCACACAUACACCAGGUCAAUCACAUAGUGCAUUCUUAAUACCGUUUAAUUACUUUGAUGAGAGUCCUGGCAUGUCGGUGGGAAAUGCAGUGCGAAUAGAUGCAGUCGAUGCCAAUGGAAAGACUAAGGUGGAAAUCAAACGAUAUGGUACCAAAAGUGAUGUCAACUGUAUUCCUAAGAAAACUUAUUAUGAUGAAAUAUUGAAGAAAAAUCCGUGUCUGGCUGUGGAGUGUUAA